CACACUGGUGACUCACACGCCCCUCCUCUCUCGGCUUAUCUGAGAUACCCACAUCCACUGGCGUCUCCUCUGCAGGGUGGAAAUUCAAGAUAUGCUACUCUGGGGCUCGGCCUGACGUCACUCCCUCGGCACUCAGGCCGACACCUCGCUGUAGAUCGCCUAUAACACCAGUGCAGAGGCGUUGGGAUGGAGGACUCAGCAGGUAAAAACACUUUAAAUACAGCCCCUGGUGUCAAUGAGAGAAAAAUUGGAAUAGAGAUUUCUACUACUAAAAUCUUUGUCAUUGAGGUGCCUAAAGAACGAGCACCUCUCCUUGACAGCCCCCACCCCCAUGGGUCCUCGAGCUUCCAUCCGACCAUUCCAACCAGCUACCAGAACCCUCCUGAUGCUGCUGUUCUGCCUGGUGGUGCUAGUGGUUCCCAGGAUGAGACAGACGGUGGGAUUCUCCCUCAAAGGCAUAGCCACAGGAAGGGCAGUAGGACCAGUGACGGCAGUGAGGUGGCCCUGAGGGUUUACAAAUCGAGGUUUUGGAUCUUGAUAACAUUCUCUAUCUUGGCGUGGUUCCAGUGCGUCCAAUGGAACACUUGGGGUCCCAUUAGCGAGAGUGUCGACAGGGCCUUCGCAGGAUGGGGGUCUCAGACAGUAGCCAUGAUGGCUAAUUGGGGUACCAUUACCUUCGUCUUGUUUGUCAUACCCAUGUGCUGGCUAAUGGAAACCAAAGGACUUCGAGUGGGAGUCCUGACAUGCGUGAUCCUGAUAGCCAUUGGGACGGUGGUUAGGAUAAUUCCCUUUUUAACGCACUCUGACUCGUUCUUCACAGCAAUGUGUCACAUCUGUGCCAUUUUUGUGGGCAUCCCAGGAACUCUCAUAAUGGCUGCCCCCCCCAUGAUAGCUGCCCUCUGGUUUCCCCCAAAGGAACGGACAACUGCCACAGCUUUCUCGCAGGUCAUGAACCAGCUUGGUAAUGCCGGCAGUUACUUAGAACCUCUGCUUGUGAGGUCUCCAGCUAGUGGUGCUACUCAAGAGGAAAUCCAGAGUGAUAUUAAGCUCCUGAUGUAUAUAUAUGCUGGAUUUGCCGUUGCGUUAAUGUUGGCAAUUCUAGCGUACUUCCCCUCCAAGCCCCCUACCCCUCCCUCGAUAACUUCGUCUAUCGAGAGGCAUGAUUUUGCAACCAGCCUUAAAAAGAUUAUUAGAAAUCGAGAUCUGAUGUUAGUCACCUUCUCGUAUGGUGUGUCUGUGGGUGUUCCGGCUGCCUGGUUAAGUGUGCUGAAUUACUCCCUGAAAGAACUAGGAAUCAACCAGGAUGAUGCAAUGUGGAUUGGAAUUCUGGGUGUCAUCUUGUCAGGCAUAUGUGGCUUGCUGGCAGGUCGCAUGACUGAUAUAGUUUAUGGACAUGUGCGGAUAUCUCUCAUUUUCUUGAUGAUAUCGACUGUUGCCUUCUUCUACUGGUUCUUCCUCCUCACUUGGGGUUCCAUUCCAGUGACCAACUGGCAAGUCUAUUUAACUGUCGUCGGAGGUUUAUCCUUUAACUUCGCGACGGCUCCUCUUUUCUUCGAGUUGGCGGUGGAGACGGCAUACCCUUGUCCAGAGGUGGUUGUCGGGGGCCUGGUCACGGCGACCAAUAAUCUACUCGGUCUCUUCUUCCUCAUGCUGUUCUUCAUUCCUAAUAUAGGGUACCAGUGGGUGACAUACUUGCUACUUGCCUCUUCCUCGACGGCGAUCCUGCCCUUGCUGUUCGUACGGGAGGACUACGCCAGGUCCAACAUCGACCGAGGAGAGCCUGUCGAGUCGGCCUACCAGCCCAUAUGACAGAAGGCAAAUAUUGAUCAUAAGAAGAGGUUCCCCGAAUCGAUUAAGAUAGAAUGAGUGAUUAUGACCGGUGACCUUGGAGUUGUGGAUUUGGUUGUUAGAUUUCGGGAUCGGUGAUUUUUACUCCGUAAUUUGGUUUCAGAUUAGAGUUGUGAAGGAUUUAGGAAAGGUGUUACUAUUGUUUUUAAUGUUUAUUUUUAAAAUAAGGUCUACCAGAUAUUUAUGCUAUUUUUUGAAAUGAAAGUAAUUUUAUGGAUAUCUCUGUUAUUUUAUAUAACUUAUUUUAAUUAUAUAUAUAUCUUAUUUUACUUAUAUAUAUAUCUUAUUUUACUUACAUAUGUAUCUUAUUUUACCUCUGAUAAAUUUGUGAUAGAAAAUACCUCAUUGUGAUAUUUGUUAAUACUGACUCAUAAGAGAUUAUUUCUCACUGACGUUCUUGUGUUUAGAUUAACCAACUUCUACUGUUUGUAGGAGGUAUGUGAUAAAAAGCAUGAGGGGAGUGAAUGCCUAAGGUAUUUGGAUAUCUGUAGAAAGGUGUUUUGUAACUGGUAUUUAUCUUUAAAUGUCAGAUUUAUCACUAGUCUUUUGAGUUCAGGUACAAUUUCAUGGAGGUGAGGUGUGUAUGAUCAGAAACUAUGAAGAAAAACAGUCAUAAGACUUGUUUCAAAGGGUGUUUGAUGCUAAAUGGAAGAAUAAAAUAGAUUUGCUUCAGUAAUAAUUUUACACUUAGAGAUUCAAAAUUUGGUUUACUGAAACUGUUUAGUUUAGCACAGUGUAUGUGGAGGGAAAAUUGGGCUUCAAGUACAUUUGUAUAAUGAACACUUGUGUGCUUUGCUAGUCUGUAUGUCUGACCACCAUACAUGCUCAUAUAUUUAGAAUCAGACAUAUAUGUCCAGUAUCAUAUGAUGUAUAUUGUCUGUUAGGACAUUAGAAAUAUACUAUAUUUAAAGCAAAGUAAUUUUAAUUUUGUUGCUGAAUUUUAGUCAGGUUGUGUAAUUAAGCUAAUGCUUUAUUUUGAACUGUGGUUAGUGCUGCCAGUGGUAACACAUAUUACAAACACUUUAAGCAUUCUUGUAUUCUGGUCUGUGUCAAGCAAAUCGUAGUUGGUUUCGUGGCAUGUCUAUGGAAAAGCAUGUACACUAGACCACAGGAUUAAAUUGGAGCUUAGCCUGACAUGAAACCAGGGCCUUCUAUUCACAAAACUAACUUUCUACCUUUAAACUAUGCCACGUCCCUUGGUAAUGUAACUCAUAUAUUUAGAUAGGGUGAUGGUAUUCUUAGUUACAACGAUUUAUAAGACGUAGGUUUCGGCCAGUAGUUUUGUUAUCAGUAUUUCCAGAAGGGAUAUUAUAUAUAAAAUGACUGUCCCAAAGAUUCUAUUUUAUAAGGCAUAAAGAUAAUGUUAUGUAGAAUGAAUACUGCACUUUUUAUACAGUUAAUAUUUGAAUUCUCAGAUACUAGAAUGUGAAUGACUGUGGUAAUGCAGUGAAGAAUUCUCAAGGCAAAAUGUUUUAUUGAUAGGAUUGCUUGUAAUUUAGUUAAAUAAACUGUAAUUGCUUUAUAAA
Molecule: messenger RNA, 3374 nt
Organism: Penaeus indicus
Lineage: Eukaryota; Metazoa; Arthropoda; Malacostraca; Decapoda; Penaeidae
Product: solute carrier family 49 member 4 homolog
Exons: 12
Coding region: 187-1809 (540 amino acids)
Biological process (GO): transmembrane transport
Cellular component (GO): membrane; intracellular membrane-bounded organelle
Molecular function (GO): transmembrane transporter activity
Source: RefSeq, a predicted model, not a curated record